Molecule: messenger RNA, 686 nt
Organism: Solanum verrucosum
Lineage: Eukaryota; Viridiplantae; Streptophyta; Magnoliopsida; Solanales; Solanaceae
Product: transcription factor TGA2.2-like
Exons: 3
Coding region: 1-447 (148 amino acids)
Biological process (GO): DNA-templated transcription
Molecular function (GO): sequence-specific DNA binding
Source: RefSeq, a predicted model, not a curated record
AUGGCGCCUCGGGGGCCCGGGGAGUGGGGGAGUCCUCGAGGCAUGGCGCCUCGGCUGUUCAUUAAUCAGUUGGAGCCUUUAACCGAACAACAAUUAUUGGCAAUCAACAACUUACAACAGUCAUCCCAACAGGCUGAGGAUGCUUUAUCCCAGGGAAUGAAGGCAUUGCAGCAGUCUUUGGUUGAGACUCUCGCAGGGUCUCUUGGACCUUCAGGUUCCUCUGGGAAUGUUGUAAAUUAUAUGGGUCAAAUGGCCAUGGCAAUGGGGAAGCUUGGAACUCUUGAGGGCUUCAUACGGCAGGCUGAUAACCUUCGGCAACAGACAUUGCAGCAAAUGCAUCACAUAUUGACAACUCGCCAAUCAGCUCAUGCUCUUCUUGCUAUCACUGAUUAUUUCUCUCGGCUUCGAGCACUGAGCUCUCUCUGGCUUGCUCGUCCCCUGGAAUAACAUCCACUUUCUUCUAAUACACUGCUCUGAAAGACCCUUGGUGACAUUUGUACAUGAGAAACCUCUUUGUUGGAAAGCUGAGCUGCUGAGGUUUAAUGGAUACAUAUAUUUAUAUAAUGGUAUUUGUAACAUUGUUUCAUAUUUAACUAAGAUAGUGUGAGAUCAAUGAAUUGUUGUUGUAUUUUAGCAUAUCUAAUGGUUCCAAUUAGGUUAAUGGAAAUGAACAUUCACUUAUAAUA